Messenger RNA from Spodoptera littoralis (African cotton leafworm), 8211 nucleotides. NCBI's taxonomy places the organism in Eukaryota, Metazoa, Arthropoda, Insecta, Lepidoptera, Noctuidae. The record is from the annotation of a GenBank genome assembly.
AGACAUUUUUCUGUUUAUUGUUCACAUCCGUUUCAAUUGUUUGACUAAAUAAAUAAGAUAUAUAAAUAUAUUUAAUGCAAUAAUAUUAUAAAUAGUUUAAACUAUUUUUAAAACGAAUUCAGUACUAAAAAUAUAAAAAUAUUGAAGUUUAAUUUUAAGAGAUAGUUAAGUGAGUCGUCUCGUCGAAUCGUUUCGAAAGAAAGAAAAUGGCUGCCGAUGUGUUCUGUGCGGCAACUACCACUCCUUUCCGUGAUAGCUUUCGAUAAAUUAUUCUGUAAAAUAGCCCCAAUAUUUUAUAUUUUCGAAUAUGAAUUAUUGCUCGUGUAUCAGUUAUCUUCAAGGAGAGAGUUAAUUAUUAACAUUAUAAAUUCAAUACCCACAAGUUAUGAAAACGACAUGGCGGACUGAUAAUCAACCAAUGGGAAGCCAGCAUCAAGCGUUUCAGAAUUGCAUGUACUCGCAUUUCGCGUCAUUACGUUUUCGGUGCCUUCUUUCUCCUAUAAAAUUUGUAGGUAAUCUUUUGAUAUCAGUGAGUUGAUUGAUUUCUCAGUUUAUUGCCUAAAAGACAGUGUGAAUAUUGUGUUUAAAAUUGUUAUGAGACGAUCUUUUAAUGUGAAGCAUCCCGACGGCUGGGAUCAUGACUGCGUUGGAUUUAGGAUGAACUGAAAUGCAAUACCAUCUUUUUGUUUUUGUAAACAAGACUAUGUUUUUACGAUACACGUGCGAGACUGUAUACAAUUGACAGUUGUUGUUUUCAAUUAUGUCGGGAAGGGGGGCAAAGAAACGCGGAAGGCCCCCAAAAUCAGGGAGUUUCGAGAAAAGUAGGAAAUUCCAGUAUCAUUUGUUGAAAAAACCGAAAUAUUUACUAAAUCAACAAAAUGCGGGAUCUACUUCUUUGGUUAGUACUCCAUCAGCAUCAAGAGCAUCAUCACCACAAGGAAGUGAUAUAAGUAGACGAAGUACACGAAAACAACGAGGAGGCAAAACACACAAAAAUAAAAGAGGUGGAAUAUCAGGCUCGUAUUCCCGGAGAGGAUAUAAUCCGCACGCAGCGGAUUACCAUGAAUCGGAAUAUCAUUAUGGAUCUGAUUUUGGUGAUGAAUAUAGUGAUAGAUCGGAACCCGAAGAAGAUCGCGGUUCGGAAAGCUCUGACGGCACUGUCGGAGACGGUGCCGCAAGUGAUAGUGAUUUCUCUGUCAGCAGUUACAGCACUACUAGUGGUACUCCUCGUAAGGUUAAUAAUUUACUCAGACCACCAAGCCCAGAUCCUCUGUGGCUUCAACAAGAACGACAAAUCCCAUCCUUAGAGCUUCCUGCUUCAUCAGAUGAUCUGCUUAUUCCACAAAACUUAAUCUUGCAAGUAGUUGGUGUUUAUGAAGUGUUGAGGCACUUUAGACAUCUUGUACGAUUAUCACCAUUUCGCAUAGAAGAUUUAUGUGCAGCUAUAAGUUGUGAGGAGCAGAGCAAUCUACUUGUUGAAGUGCAUAUGAUGCUACUGAAAGCUUUAUUAAGAGAAGAAGAUGCUCAACAAACACAUUUCGGUCCUCUGGACCAUAAAGACAGUGUUAAUAUUACUUUGUUUUUACUAGAUGUCAUGACAUGGCCUGAAGUCCUUAGAAUUUACAUAGAAAGUGAUAAAUCAUUUGAUCAGAAUGUUGUAAGAAUUUUAAAUGCAUGUGAAUAUCCAUUUACAACAGUGGAUGAACGUCUGGCUGUUCUUCAAUUCUUAUGCAAUCAAUUUUUAAUAACAAAUCCAGUCCGUGAUGAUCUCCUCAGUGAAGUUCCUAUACAUUAUGAUGAUCAUUGCCGUGUAUGCCAUCGUCUGGGUGAUCUUCUAUGUUGUGAAACAUGUCCAGCUGUAUUUCACUUGGAGUGUGUAGAUCCCCCAUUGGGUGAUGUGCCAUCUGAAGACUGGCAAUGUGCUCUAUGUAAACAACACAAAACAAUGGGUGUCACAGAUUGCCUCCCAGAUGCUGAAAAACAAGGGCUAAUGUGUAGACAUGAGCAUUUGGGCUUUGACAGGCAUGGAAGAAAAUAUUGGUUUAUAGCUCGAAGAAUUUUUGUGGAAGCUGAAAAUGGUGAUGUUUGGUAUUAUUCAUCUUCUCAGCAAUUUGAGGAGCUAUUAAAUGUAUUAGACUCUGAUGAAAUGGAGGCUCCAUUAGUUAGAGAGCUAUUAGAAAUGAAACAGGAAAUCUUGAGACAAAUGGAUAUCACAGAGCGUCUUACUAAUCAAGUAAAGGGAAACCGAAAGUCGUAUUUAGAGAUUGAAAAUGCUAACAUAGUCAAACAGCGAAAAUUGAAAGAAGAACUGAAACGACAAGAUCGUAAUCCUGAACUGAAAUUAGAUGAUGAAAAGAUGGAUAAUGUAUCAUCUUUAGUUGGUGAUGGCGAUGUUGUGAAUGAAGUGACUGUUGUCAGUGAAGACACAACCCAUGAAGAUAAUGACAAUGAAUCUACUGAAGAUGAUGAAAGUAAAAAAAUAAAAUCCAAUAAAGUUAAACUACCGCUUCAAAAGAAGCAUGAAGAAGUGACCGAACGAUUAACAAGACUAAAAUCAAAUCAGAUCUCCAAUGGAACUUACUUGUUUAAACUAGGAAACGAAAAUAGUUUUAAAAAUUAUAUAAACCAGUACUCUGCAAAUCCUUUGGCAUUAAACAAACCACAGAGAAAUGAAGAGAGGGAUAAGAAACGUUAUAUGUCCCAUAAGUUUUCUUUAUCUUCAGCCCAAGAAUUUAAGUGGGUUGGCUUGCUAAACGCUACAAAACCAUUACUAGAGGCUACACUUAGACAAACCUUAUUACAAUUAGAAUCAAAUAUAGUAUUACAAUUCAUGCACCCAAACUGGUCCCUUUUGAGAAAACCAUGGGUACAAGCUGUACAACUUUGUCAAGCUCCACGGGACUUCGCUAGAGCACUGUGUGUGCUUCAGGCAUGCAUUAAAAGUGUGGUUUGGGUGCCAGCAUGGCAUGAACAACUAGGUCACGUAAGGUUAAUACGUACAACUGCCACUGAAAGAGAGGAACGCAAAAAAUUAGACAAAAGAGAAAAAAAGGAAAGAGAUGAAGAAGAAGAGCGAUACAGGACUGCCUACAAUUUUGUCAAGUAUUCUCUGGGAUUGCGUCAUCAGGUAUGGAAACAAAAAGGAGAAGAGUACAGAAUUCAUGGACAAUGGGGAUGGUUAUGGAAUUCAUCCACCAGAAAAUAUAAAAAACAUGUUAAUGCGAAAGCUUGUCUUUUGAAUGGUCCAGCCAAGAUAGCCGUGCGAGUUAGAGAAGGCAGUAUUAUUAAAGUUUUAGCAGUUGAACCAAAAACAUAUGAUUACCUGAUAUCUAAGGAAGGUGAAAAUAAGGAUGUAAUGGAAAAAUUGCCGCCGUCAAUGCGCAAUUUAAAGGUUGAUAAAGAUGAAGAUGGUUUUGAAGAAAUAGAUGUUGAAAAAGCACUAAGUUCAUCAACUCGAAGGUAUUACCCAAAAAUUGCACGAAAAUCUAAAUUAGACGAAUUUUUGGCUCGUCGAACAUACUUAAAAUUUAUGGAAGAGAAGAAAUUAGCUAACUUAUUAGCCAACGUAAAAAAGGAAGACCCGGAAGUCAAAAGUGAAGAUGACAAAAACAUCGACGUAGAGAAUGAUGAUCCAGAACCUGAUAUAUCAACCAUUUGUGGAACAGUCGGUGGAAGCAAUAAGAAAGAUGGAACUGUGGCAUGCGCUCAGGAGUGCGAUAAUAAAAGUAGUGAUUCCUAUGUUAAAAGGAAGUUCAGUAGAGAUACCAAUGAUGGUAUUAAUUACAAGAUGGAGAAGAAUGACGUUGAUGAAAACACAUGUGUUGUCAAGUCUGAGAGUACAUUGGAUGAAGCUGCCGUGCCGGCUGUCGGCAACGAAAUGGACAUCGACAUAACAUGCAAUAAUAAUGAAGAUAGUGAGGUAGAAAUAGGUCCUCUCAAAGAGUUAACGGAUUGUGAAUCAACGGAACAAGAUAAUGCAAGUACAGCUAAUGACGAUAAAGAAAGACCGCCUAUCCCAAAAUUGAAAAUAACGAGAGGGAGGGCUUCUAAGGCUUCUAGUAAUACUCAAAAUGUUGGUAGUAACCAAGAAGGAAAGGAUUCUUCUUAUAAAUGUUCUGUAACCUCUACUAAAACUAAUGACAAAGUAAAGUAUCGUGCAGUUGUUAAUAGAAGAUUUGGUUCUACGAGAACUUAUAAAAGAGAAGAUAAAACUAUAAAAGAAGAAAAAACAGAUGGCAAUUUAGUUAGAGUUUUUUCAACGGAAAUUCCAUCUGGAAAAGUUUAUUUAAAACGAGUGCAAACAUCAGCUGUUGAAAAGAAAAAGAAACGGACUCCCGUGAAGUAUCCCCUUUGUUCAACAUUCCACACAAGGAGUAAAGCUAAAACAAUAAUGGUCUUGCCUCAUCACGAACUGCGGAAACUCUGCAGACAAGCUGGGCACAAUGCUGUAGCUGGUUUUAGCCACAAUGCUAAACCCAAUCAAGCUGUUUGGCCAUAUCCAUGUCCUCGACCAUUAUUUAAAACAUGUUGGUUAUAUCGCACUGUUAAUCUUCAGUGGUUAGCGAGUGCAGCUUUACAACUUCGCAUUAUGUGGGCAUGCUUACGUUGGGAUGAUAUGGCAGCUAAACCUGCAUCUGCCGAUGGAAAACAUCAGCUAACUACUGACACUGAAAUAGUUUCUCUUGAAUUACUAAAACAUCGACAUAUAGGUCAGUUUUCGGAACGGACGCAAUACCUUCGCCGACGAGUAGUAAUACCACUCGAAUUACCGAAAACAGUCUCUGAAGAGUGGGUCGACGAAGAUAAACUGGAACUGUGGGAGGUUCGUCAAUACGGAGAGCGUACCGAGCGUGCGACCCCUGUGACCCGCACGUCUACGGGCAAGCUGCCGCAACGCAACGUGGCGCCGCCCGCCAACGCCGCCGACCUUAAAGACAAGAUGGAGCAACAAUUACGUGAACAGAGAGCAGCUCAUCAACAGAAGAGGGCUCUAGAAAUGUCUCAGGAAAAAUCGAAAUCUACUCCAGGUCAGAAUUCCAAUAAAAGCACUCUUACAUCUUUACUUACUACCAAUGCCACCACACCUACAGGGCAAAAAACAGUUAUUGGAACUAGAAGAAUUAUCAUGACAAAGGGAGCUGAUGGUUCAACGCGUGUCAUCAGUCAACCCAUAGCUGGUUCAACUAAAUCAGCACAAAGUGAUGGAGGUACCGCAAAGCCGACUGCAACACCUCAAAAAGACGGACCACAAAAAGUGCAAAUUAUUCGAGCACCCGAUGGGAAAAUAACAGUUCGGGGCUUGCUAGCAGGACAACAACUUAUACAAAUGCCGGACGGAAAGUUACACGUAGUGAUGGCUGGUCAACAAGGAAUUACGGGGCAGUUAGUAGCAGCUUCGCCAAUGACUAAACCAGCGGAAAGUUCUAACGCCGAUAGAGACAACAUCCAAGCAAAAACAGUCGUCGAGGAACAGAGACAAACAGUCCGCGCCGCCGCAUCCAGUACGCAGCAAGUCGUAGUGCAAGCUAACCGACAAAUCGUGGUACAGCCCACCCAACAGGUGGUAGUGCAGCCCGCCGCGCAGGUGGUGGUGCAGCCCGCGCCGCAGGUGGUGGUGCAGGCGGGCGCGCGCGCCCUGCCGCCACGUCUGCAGCCCGCGCAGGCCGUGCUGCUGCAGGGCCAGCUCGUGCCGCGCGCCGCCGCGCCGCGCACGCCCGCAGUCACGCCGCGCCCUCGUCCUGCCGCCGCGCAGCAGAUUGUCGUCAAUAACCCAGUAUUGGUGCAGCAGAUUGCCGCCGGAAAAAUUCAAUUGGCGACUGUUAACGGACAGCAAGUUCUUAUUCGGCCUACUGGAAACAAUCAAGCGCAGAUAGUCGCGCAUAUAGGUCAAAGUCCGGCAGGCGUAAGCGCUGCACCGGUUUCCUCCCCAGCUCCCGUGAUUCGACCGGCUCCGCCUCCAUUGGCACCGCAGCCCGCUCCUCAGCCUAUCCAGCCCCUACCGCAACCGCAACAACAACUUACCGAAGAUGAAAUUGUGGAAAAGCGGCUGCUAGUUGGCCAACCUCCUGGCACAGUGAUAAAAACUGUAACAGCGCAGGUCAUGCAGACUAGCAGCGGACCAAGUAUAGUUCUCCAAGGGUUGCAUGGAUACUCUUUGACACCGCAACAGCUAGCCUUAGUACAACAUCAAGUGAAACAGCAGUUGCUAAAAGCUCAAGAGUCUACAGGCAAACAGGGUAUGCUGGGUCCCAGGAAGAUGUACCUAGCCGUGCAACCAGCGCCCACCGCGCCGCCGCCGCUCACUCCGGUGGCGCCGCAAGCUCUGCACGCUAUACAGUCGCUGCAGCCACUAGCAGUGCCAACGCAUCAGGAUGCUAGUGAAGAAGACCAAAUAAAAAGACAAACACUUUUGAAUGGUGAAGAAAAUGUAGCAGAAGCGGCGAGUCAUAAAGAGGCGACACCUUCAAAACUUGAAGAUAUCAAAGAAAAUAACACGAAAACUGAUAUUAUUAAUUCAGCGGCAGAUGUUCUACAAAGUAAUAAAUUCGUGUUAACUCCUGACUAUAUACAGCAAACUAUUAAAAGUGCACUCAAACAAGAAAACCUUAACCCUGAAAUAGAAGAAAAACUAUUACAACUUCAACGCUAUCAAGAAAAACGUAUGAAACCUGAAGUUCCACCUGAGAGAGAGACUCGAGCAAUAGCAGUGGUGGCUAGGUCACCCACACCGCCAGCACGACGUCGACCUACAUCUUCGCGACACGACGACGACGAUGACGAGUGGGUGGACAGCAGUCCCCGCAAGCGGUCUCGCGGUGGCAGGCCAGCCUCGCCCCCUCCGCCGGCGCCCCCACCGCGCGUCAUGCCGCGCGCCCCCGUUGCAACGCCUGCGCCUCCUGCAACUGUGCCGACGCCGCAACCCGUGCACCCGCAUCCCUCACCCAUUGACGAACGCCGCCGAGCCGCAUCUAAUAAUUCUCGCCUGCAGAUGCUACUAUUCAAGCAUAAAGAAAUGCUUAAGAAAGAUAUCAUUAAAAAACGAGGCCUACUUGAGAAAGAGCUUGGUGUUGAGAUUCAGAAAGAGCUGUCUGCAGAACUAGCACUUCGUACGAGAGCCGAACGAAGUAAACAGGAGGAAGUUAGAGGUGGCAAACGUCGGGGUGCGAGUGCACCUACUACUCCUAAACCCAACAAAAGAUCUGUAAAAAAAGAGAAAUUAUUAUGUAUAUGCCGGACGCCUUACGACAAUACCAAGUUCUAUGUUGGCUGUGAACACUGCAGCAACUGGUUCCAUGGUGAUUGUGUAGGAGUUACGGAAGAAAUGAGUAAAACCAUGGAAGAAUAUGUUUGCCCUGAUUGUCGACGUGCUGAGGAAACACAAGAACUUUAUUGUCUCUGUCGUCAGCCGUAUGACAAUUCUCAGUUUUACAUAUGUUGUGAUCGCUGUCAAGAUUGGUUCCAUGGCCGUUGUGUUGGAAUUUUACAAUCAGAAGCAGAUAACAUUGAUGAGUACAUUUGUCCAAAUUGUCAAAAAAAUAAUUCUGUCAAUUACGCAAAUAUGAAGGAAUUAACUCUUAAAGAUUUUGAAAACUUAAAGAGACUUGUUAAACAAAUACAACUCCAUAAAAAUGCUUGGCCUUUUAUGGAGCCUGUAGACCCCAGAGAAGCACCCACCUACUACAAAGUUAUCAAAGAACCAAUGGACUUGCAGACUGUGGAAAGAAAAGUGAAUGAACAAACUUAUAGUACUUUAAGUGAAUUUAUUGGUGAUAUGACAAAAAUAUUUGAUAACUGUCGAUAUUUUAAUCCAAAGGACUCUGAAUUUUACCGAUGUGCUGAAGGCCUGGAAGCCUUUUUUGCACAAAAAAUUAAGUACUUUCGUGAAAAGUUAUUUGAAACAACUCAAUGAUAAAAGUGCUAGUGUACAGUGUUUAAAGUAUGAAAUGUGAUGAAUUCGGUCUAUAAAACACACCAAUCGCUAUAUUCACUAUUUUGUUUUAUGAUCUGUCUGUAAAUUUAAACUAUGUGAUGCAAAUUGCAAAGAAUAAUUUAUAUUAAAUUUGAAGCUGAAUGUAUCUAAUAGAGUUGGUCAGUUUUGGUUCUUUGUAAGUAUUUAUUGUAUUUAUUACACACUUCAAUAUAAUCCCAGAAUAAAGCUGACACUCGUUAGAUAAACAGGCUUUUGACGGGAAAUAUAUUAUGUAUACAUUU